This is a messenger RNA of Hydractinia symbiolongicarpus, 2463 nucleotides long. RefSeq names its product transmembrane and coiled-coil domain-containing protein 3-like. Gene Ontology annotation, biological process: proton transmembrane transport; potassium ion transmembrane transport. The transcript has 12 exons. Lineage: Eukaryota; Metazoa; Cnidaria; Hydrozoa; Anthoathecata; Hydractiniidae. Gene Ontology annotation, cellular component: membrane. The coding region runs from base 295 to 2349 and encodes 684 amino acids. The record is from RefSeq and is a predicted model, not a curated record. Gene Ontology annotation, molecular function: potassium:proton antiporter activity.
UAGAUUUAAAGACAUUCUUUUUGUUGUUUUCAGUCGCUAUGGUAAUAGAUUAAAAUAUGAUAUUUUUCUACAUCAAUAUAAUCUAGUUUAUUAAAUUUAAAUGUGUUUUUUUAUUGCUAUUUGUUUGUUUUAUCUUUAAAUCUUUUUUGAUAAUUCAGGAGAUAAUUAAGUGCUUUUGAAAUUGAAAUCUGAUUGUUCAGUGCUAAUUUACCCCUUUUCCUUUACUUAAACACGAGUCUUUUUAAACAUAUAAUUUACUUUGUAUAUAGUUGUAGUGGCAAACAAUCUCUAGCAAUGCUGGAGCUUAUUUGGGUUGUAUUAUGUUUGAAUUGUUGCAUUGGUGUGCAUAUACCACAAGAUAAAUUAAAGAAACAGCCAAUUAGUGUUUGUCAAAAGUUAAAUAUAGACAACUUGUUUAUUCACAAAGCUACUGUGGAUAAAAAACUUCAUAAUACAAUAAAUAUUGUCAAACACAAUAAAAAGAUAUCUAACAAAGCAAAACAAUAUCGAUUGCAAGCUAUUAACGUGUUCCAAAGAGAGAUGAAUGACUCUGUGACAUCAUUGUACAAUUCAGUCGAAAAUUUAAAAAGCUUCUUGAAGGGAGACUUCCGCUCUAUACAGAAACUGAAAGAAACUAGCAAAAAGAGACUAGAGCAGUUAAAGACCUCCAUGUUAAAAGCAGAAGAAGAAUUUAAUCAGAUUAUAGAAGCUGAAAAAGAAGAACAAACUGAGACAAUGAAAAAUAAAAAAAAUAAAAAUUACGAUACCGUUAUCAAAAAAUUUGUUCACGACAUGAUAGGUGAUGUUGCGAUUGCAGCGGACAAAUUAGAAGGUGAAUUAAACGCAGAUUCUUUCGAACAUGGAAUCAGGGAACAAAAUGGCAAAAUUGACAUUGAAACUGUGAUCAAAGUUGGAGGAAAAGAAAUGGAUGGUGGUGAGGACACGGAGGGUGUGAUUAUGCUUAUUGAUUCUGAAUCAAAUCACUUUGUGUUGGCAAAACCAAAGGAUAGCACUAUCACACAUGUUGAUCACAUUUUUUUAAAAGAAAUAAUGUAUCUGCUUAUGUUGUCAUUUAUGUUUACACUGGUCUGCAACUUGUGUAAACUGCCCAGCAUCUUUGCAUGCAUUCUGUCUGGUGUUAUACUUGGUCCAUCUGGGUAUGGGUAUAUAAAGAGUAUCGUUCAAAUUGAAACCAUUGGCGAAUUUGGUGUCUUCUUUACUUUGUUUUCCGUUGGCUUGGAAUUCUCACCUGACAAAUUAAGAAAGGUAUUGCGUGAAGCUGUAACUGGAACAAUUUCAACAAUGCUUUUGUUUGUUUUAAUUGGACUGUUCUGGGGUACAGUGUUUGGUAUUUUACCCAGACAAAGUUUUUUUGUGACUUUAUGCUUAUCCUUCAGUAGUACGCCCAUGGUGUCAAAGUUCCUUGAUAAUUAUAAAAAGUCAAAAAAACCAUCACAAGAACAUGAAAAUGGCAUUAGUGAUGACUAUUGGAAUCUGCUUUUCUCUAUGUUGUUUCUUCAAGAUUCUUUACUUGGGCUUUUUAUGGCUGUUCUUCCAAUCCUUGCAGGCCAUGCAGAGAAAGGUCAUUCGUUUGCGCAUGUACCAGUAAACAGAGCCUUACAUGAUUGGUUCCAUGGUACUUUCGGAGGUCCCGCCGAAGAACUGUUUUUUACUCUUGUUGAGCUGGCUUUUGCUCUGAUGGGAAUAUGUUUUAUGGCGUUUGUUAUAUCCAAAUAUCUAGCAGCUAAAGUAUUUAGGGGUUUAAGUUUAUUUGGUUCACAUGAAACUUUGGUUUUCGGAAUUUCAACUUUAUUAUUCACCAUCACCAUGCUUACUGAAUACUUUGGUGUGUCGAUGGAAUUGGGUUGUUUCAUCUGUGGUGGGAUUGUUGGAACUAUGGGUGAGCAGACUGUUAAACAGGUAUCGGUCAUAGUGGAGCCGCUAAAAGAUUUUUUUGCAGCACUGUUUUUUGCUUCUAUUGGUUUCCACAUUUUUCCUUCAUUCGUUUUCUCUGAGAUAGCUAUAUUCAUUCCAAUUACGCUCCUUGUAAUAUCCACGAAGUUUCUGCUGACGUCAACAGUUUUGCAUCAACUUCUACCAAUUGGAAAUCAGUCCAAAUGGCUAGUAGCGGCAGGUUUGGCACAGAUAAGCGAGUUCUCGUUUGUUUUGGGUAGUCGAGCCAGAAGAUACGGUUUGAUAGGCAGAGAGGUGUAUCUUACCAUUUUAUCAGUAACCACGUUAAGUUUAUUUCUGUCGCCACUGGUAUGGAGAACGGUGCACUCCUCCGUUCUUCAUAAACACUCCUGGAAUAUGAAAUCGAUUAUCAAGAGAUUAAAGUUACCACAUUAAAAGAAUCGUAUGUGUUUAUUGCAUGUUUAUAUUUAUUUAUUUAUAUAUUUUUACAUAUUUUGUAUUAGGUAGUAAAUAUUUAAAUUUUGUUAAAAAAAAAUAUCAGUGAAUUUC